AGUAGGUUAGUAGUCAUAGUGUUGUCUAGAUGACAGUAUAGUUGUAGUAGGUUAGUAGUCGUAGUGUUGUCUAGGUGACAGUAUAGUUGUAGUAGGUUAGUAGUCACAGUGUUGUCUAUAUGACAGUAUAGUUGAAGUUUUUUAAUUAGAGACGCACAUACUCACGUUAUCUCUCUCUAGCAUGUGGUGGACCGUGCAACACCCUGAAACACACACACAGAAACACACACACACACCCAUGACACUUAUACAGACAACAUGCUACGGAAGAAGACCGAGCCUGGGUAUGAAGAAUAAACAAGAAUUAUGUUUAUUGCCUGUUUUAGUUGCGGCCUGUCUAGUGUCCAUAAUGGGUGGUUCACCUCUCCCUAGCCCUAUUCUGAUUGGUCCAGACAAGGCCUACCUGAACUCCAAGGUGGUGUUCCAAUGUAGGUCACCUGGGUCUCCUCCACCAAACACAUACGAGCUCCUGAAGGAUGGCAACCACCUGGUCGCCACGAGCAACGACCUCCAAGACGACCAAUCGGCUAUGUUCUUCCUGAAGAUCUCUGUGACGUCAGAAGGAUCGUACCACUGCAGGGUGACGGCAGGUGGAAACAUGGGCCUCAGUGGAACAGUCCGCCUGCAAGUAGUGAUCCCUGUCUCAGGCACUAUGGUGACUUCUGACCCUGAUCCUCCCAUUCUCUACGAGGGGUUGCGGCUCACUCUCACCUGUGAUGUCACCAAGGGCUCCCACCUCUCCUACACCUGGUUCUACAACAGACAGGAAGUGACAUCAUCUCCAACCUCACCUUUGACCCCACUUCUGCUCUGGCCGGUGGGGAACACACUGGUAGUGGAGAGGGUCACAACAAAGCAUACUGGGAAUUAUUCGUGCAUUGCCGGGACCAGGAUGCAGACCAACAGCAGGUUCUCCAGCAGCAGAGAGGUAACGGUCAGGAUCAAAGUCUAUCUCUCCGUACCCCAAAUAUCUUUCACCAUCUCCAAAGAGGGUUCGAGUUACCACGGCAAUGUGACCUGCAGGUCGUCAAGGGGAACCCCUCCCGUGACAAUCUACCUCUUCCUUGACGACAAGGAGGUGGGUUCCGACGUGGCAACGGAGUCGCUGGUUGCCUGGUUCCCUGUUGCCAUGGUUCCCGGGCGUGACAUGGGCGCGGUGCGGUGUGCAGUGGAGAGUGAUGCACAGAGACUGACCAGCAGACCCCUGACUCUGGUAGUGGUCCCAGUAGGAGGCUCACCAAAGGUGGAUGUGGAGUACCUUUACAGGGUUGAUUCCAAGAUGGCCGCCGCUCGUCUCCAAUGCCUCCUGAGCCUUGGGACCUUCCCUUUCUUCUCCUGGUCCCUCAACGGCUCCCUCCUCCUUCAACCCUCUGAGGGAGACUCCUCUCACCCAUCUCACGCCCUGGCGGACGGAGGGCGCACCCUAUUCCUCACCGAGAUCACCCUAGAGGACUCUGGGUAUUAUCAGUGCAGGGCAAGGGACAGUUAUGAUGUAACGUCCGCCUGGGUGGAAAGCCAACCUGUCCUUGUGCAGGUCACAGAAGUUGCCACGACAACCAUAGAGGUCAUGGCCAUAGUGUUCUGCUGUUUCCUCAUGCUGACCCUGGCAGGGGGUGUGGCCUGUGUGAUGAGGAUGCUCAACCGCCAACGAGGUGUGUGUGUGUGUGUUCAGAAUAUGGUCAUUGUUCUUAAAUGUGUCACUCUCAGUCUUUCGUUCUCUCUCUCUCUUCCUCCCCCCUCUCUCUCAGACGUUGUUGCAAGCAGCGAGCAGAGAGCGAGAGCGGCAAAUGAAAGACGAUUCAGUGAACAUUUCUGCAUCAUCCCAGAUCCACUUUCUCUGUCUGACAUCACUACCAGACCCUUGAGAUCACAAUAUAACCGACGUGAUGAAAUAAAACCCAACUUUAGACUGACGAGUUCCUCACAAAAGAAUCCUUCAAUGUAAUUUUAUCCAACAAACUAUUAUGUUUUUUUCAAUCACUUCAGCCCAUUUUUCAGAUUGAAGUGUUAUAUUUUCAAAAGUCAAAACUCACACCACUUGUAAUGUCCCCUGUCUUGUGUUCAGAACCGUUGAUUUAACAUUCAUUGGUGCUGAACACAUCGUUCACCCGAGUCAUACCAUGACAACACUUUGUUUAGUUACCAAUCAAUCAGAUAACGACAGGCUCACCAGUUAGUCAUUUUAACUACCUUUUAAUCCAACAGCAAAAAAUACAAGAUACAUACAAACUGUCCUUUUUGAAGUGCUGAGUAGAAAGAAGAGUAUAUGGUAAAUAUCAUUUUCCGUACAGUAUUUGGCCAUAACUUGACAUGCACAAUUAGUUUUUGAAAAACAUAUUUUAUUGUAUCCAAUGGUGAGCAUGUUGAGACGUACAUCAGUCUUACAGUUUCAUCAUCCUUACGAUAAUGAAGCUGACGAAAUUCGAGCAAGGGCUGCCUUCCAGAAAGACCCCAGAGAUUGUGACAUUCUCUGUUUCAUGGAAACAUGUCUCUCUUGAGAUAUGUUGUCGGAAUCGGUUCAGCCACCGGGCUUCUCCAUGCAUUAAGCCGACAGAGAUAAACACCUCUCUGGGAAGAGGAAGGGCGGUGUCACGUCCUGACCUUAGAGAGCCUUUUUAUUUCUCUAUUUGGUUAGGUCAGGGUGUGAUUUGGGUGGGCAUUCUAUGUUUUCUAUUUCUUUGUUUUUGGCCGAGUAUGGUUCCCAAGCCCUACCCCGCCAUCCCUUCGGCAAAUCCGACCACGACGCCAUCUUGCUCCUACCGUCUUAUAGGCAGAAACUCAAACAGGAUGUACCAGUGACUAGAACCAUUCAACGCUGGUCUGACCAAUCGGAAUCCAUGCUUCAAGAUUGUUUGAUCACGUGGACUGGGAUAUGUUCCGGUCAGUCUCAGAGAACAACAUCGAUCUAUACGCUGACUCGGUGAGUGAGUUUAUAAGGAAGUGCACUGGAGAUGUUGUACCCACUGUGACUAUUAAAACCUACCCUAACCAGAAACCGUGGAUGGAUGGCGGAAUUCGUGCAAAACUCAAAGCGCGAACCACCGCAUUUAACCAUCGAAAGAGGUCUGGGAAUAUGGCUGAAUAUAAACAGUGUAGUUAUUCCCUCCGCAAGGCAAUCAAACAAACGAUAUGUCGGCAUAGGGACAAAGUGGAGUUGCAAUUCAACGGCUCGGACAUAAGACGUAUGUGACAGGGUCUACAGGAAUCACUGACUACAAAAAGAAAACCAGCUCUGUCACGGACACCGACGUCACGCUUCCAGACAAACUAAACACCUUCUUUGCCCACUUUGAGGAUAUACAGUGCCACCGUUGAGGCCUGCUAUCAAGGACUGUGCCCCCCACUUUCCUUCUCUGUGGCCGACGUGAGUAAAACAUUUAAACGUGUUAACCCUCGCAAGGCUGCUGGCCCAGACGGCAUCCCUAGCCGUGUCCUCAGAGCAUGAGCAGACCAGCUGGCUGGUGUGUUUACGGACAUAUUCAAUCGCUCCCCGUCCCAGUCUGCUGUCCCCACAUGCUUCAAGAUGGCCACCAUUGUUCCUGUACCCAAGAAGGCAAAGAUAACUGAACAAAAUAACUACUGCCCCGUAGCACUCACUUCUGUCAUCAUGACGUGCUGAGAGACUAGUCAAGGAUCACAUCACCUCCACCUUACCGGCCACCCUAGACCCAAUUCAGUUUGCAUACCGCCCCAAUAGGUUCACAGACGAUGCAAUCGCCAUCACACUGCACACUGUCUUAUCCCAUCUGAACGAGGGGAAUACCUAUGAAAGAAUGCUGUUCAUUGACUACAGCUCAGCAUUCAACACCACAGUACCCUCCAAGCUCAUCAUCAAGCUAGAGACCCUGGCUCUCAACCCCUGUGCAAUUGGGUCCUGGACUUUCUGACGGGCCGUCCCCCAGGUGGUGAAGAUAGGAAACAGCAUCUCCACUUCGCUGACCGUCAACACUGGGGCCCCACAAGGGUGUGUGCUCAGCCCUCUCCUGUACUCCCUGUUCACCCACGACUGCGGGGCCAUGCACGCCUCCAACUCAAUCAUCAAGUUUGCAGAUGACACAACCAUAGUGGGCUUGAUUACCAACAACAACGAGACAGCCUAUACAGACAGUGUGGUGAAGACAGUGUGGUGACAGUGUGGUGAAGAAGGCGCAACGGCGACUCUUCAACCUCGGGAGGCUGAAGAAAUUUGGCUUGUCAUCCAAAAACCUGACAAACUUUUACAGAUGCACAAUCGAGAGCAUCCUGUCGGGCUCUAUCACAGCCUGGUACAGCAACUGCACCGCCCUCAACCGCAAGGCUCUCCAGAGGGUGCACAACUCAUCACGGGGCAAACUACCUGCCCUCCAUGACACCUACAGCACCCGAUGUCACAGGAAAGCCAAAAAGAUCAUCAAGGACAUCAACCACCUGAGCCACUGCCUGUUCACCCCGCUACCAUCCAGAAGGCAAGGUCAGUACAGGUGCAUCAAAGCUGGGACCGAGAGACUGAAAAACAGCUUCUAUCUCAAGGCCAUCAGACUGCUAAAGAGCAAUGACUAUCUCAGAGAGACUGCUGCCUACAUUAAGACCCAAUCACUGGCCACUUUAACAAUGGAUCACAAUUCACUUUAAACAAUGCCACUUUAAAUAAUGCCAGUUUAAUAAUGUUUACAUAUCUUACAUUACUCAUAUCUUAUGUAUACACUGUAUUUUAUAUCAUCUAUUGCACCGUGCCUAUGCCGCUCGGCCAUCGCUCAUCCAUAUAUUUAUAUGUACAUAUUCUCAUUCACCCCUUUAGAUUUGUGUGUAUUUGGUAGUUGUUGGGGAAUUGUUAGAUUACUUGUUAGAUAUUACCGCACUGUCGGAACUAGAAGCACAAGCAUUUCGCUACACUCGCAUUAACAUCUGCUAACCAUGUGUAUGUGACCGAUAACAUUUGAUUUGAUUUAUACAGUACAUAUGUCAGUCUUACAGUUUCAUUAUCCUUAUACAGUACAUAUGUCAGCCUUACAGUUUCAUUAUUCUUAUACAGUACAUGUGUCAGCCUUACAGUUUCAUUAUCCUUAUACAGUACAUAUGUCAGCCUUAUAGUUUCAUUAUCCUUAUACAGUACAUAUGUCAGCCUUAGUUUCAUUAUCCUUAUACAGUACAUAUGUCAGUCUUACAGUUUCAUUAUCCUUAUACAGUACAUGUGUCAGCCUUAUAGUUUCAUUAUCCUUAUACAGUACAUAUGUCAGCCUUAGUUUCAUUAUCCUUAUACAGUACAUAUGUCAGUCUUACAGUUUCAUUAUCCUUAUACAGUACAUAUGUCAGCCUUAUAGUUUCAUUAUUCUUAUACAGUACAUGUGUCAGCCUUAUAGUUUCAUUAUCCUUAUACAGUACAUAUGUCAGCCUUAGUUUCAUUAUCCUUAUACAGUACAUAUGUCAGCCUUACAGUUUCAUUAUCCUUAUACAGUACAUGUGUCAGCCUUACAGUUUCAUUAUCCUUAUACAGUACAUAUGUCAGCCUCACAGUUUCAUUAUCCUUAUACAGUACAUAUGACAGUCUUACAGUUUCAUUAUCCUUAUACAGUACAUGUGUCAGUCUUAGUUUCAUUAUCCUUAUACCAUACAUAUGUCCGUCUUAGUUUCAUUAUCCUUAUACAGUACAUGUGUAGAACAAAUUAUCAGAUAUAUGGGGUAUUGUGUAGGUAGUGUAAUGCAGUAGGCUACAGUUAUAACGUCCUGGUGUAGUCUGAUGUAGCUAUUUCUGCCCCAUGCAACACUGUUCAAGAACACCUUUUCUGUGUGACUUGUCAACUGAUACAGUAUCGCCUGUCUCUCUGCUUGAAAUUCAUCAGUUUACAGUGUAUCAAUGACAUUUGGAUAACGAGUAGAAUAUAUUGUAAUAUACAACUCAGGUAUAAAUAUAUUGCAAUAUUCAACUCAGGUAUAAAUAUAUUGUAAUAUACAACCCAGGUAUAAAUAUAUUGUUAUACAACCCAGGUAUAUUUAUUUAUUUAUUUAUUUCACCUUUAUUUAACCAGGUAGGCAAAUUGAGAACACGUUCUCAUUUACAAUUGCGACCUGGCCAAGAUAAAGCAAAGCAGUUCGACACAUACAACAACAGCGUUACACAUGGAAUAAACAAACAUACAGUUAAUAAUACAGUGAAAAUAAGUCUAUAUACAAUAUGAGCAAGUGAGGUGAGAUAAGGGAGGUGAAGGCAAACAAAAUAUAUGUAUAAAUAAAUUUAAAAAAAUAUAAAAGGCCAUGGUGGCGAAGUAAAUACAAUAUAGCAAGUAAAAAAAUAACACUGGAAUGGUUGGUUUGCAGUGGAAGAAGGUGCAAAGUAGAGAUAGAAAUAAUGGGGAGCAAAAUAAAUAAAUACAGUAGGUAAAGAGGUAGUUGUUUGGGCUAAAUUAUAGAUGGGCUAUGUACAGGUGCAGUAAUCUAUGAGCUGCUCUGACAGCUGGUGCUUAAAGCUAGUGAGGGAGAUAAGUGUUUCCAGUUUCAGAGAUUUUUGUAGUUCGUUCCAGUCAUUGGCAGCAGAGAACUGGAAGGAGAGGCGGCCAAAGGAAGAAUUGGUUUUGGGGGUGACCAGAGAGAUAUACCUGCUGGAGCGCGUGCUACGGGUGGGCGUUGCUAUGGUGACCAGCGAGCUGAGAUAAGGGGGGACUUUACCUAGCAGGGUCUUGUAGAUGACCUGGAGCCAGUGGGUUUGGCGACGAGUGUGAAGCGAGGGCCAGCCAACGAGAGCGUACAGGUCGCAGUGGUGGGUAGUAUUUGGGGCUUUGGUGACAAAACGGAUGGCACUGUGAUAGACUGCAUCCAAUUUAUUGAGUAGGGUUUUGGAGGCUAUUUUGUAAAUGACAUCACCGAAGUCGAGGAUUGGUAGGAUGGUCAGUUUUACAAGGGUAUGUUUGGCAGCAUGAGUGAAGGAUGCUUUGUUGCGGAAUAGGAAGCCGAUUCUAGAUUUAACUUUGGAUUGGAGAUGCUUGAUGUGAGUCUGGAAGGAGAGUUUACAGUCUAACCAGACACCUAGGUAUUUGUAGUUGUCCACAUAUUCUAAGUCAGAGCCGUCCAGAGUAGUGAUGCUGGAUAGGCGGGCAGGUGCAGGCAGCGAUCGGUUGAAGAGCAUGCAUUUAGUUUUACUUGUAUUUAAGAGCAAUUGGAGGCCACGGAAGGAGAGUUGUAUGGCAUUGAAGCUCGCCUGGAGGGUUGUUAACACAGUGUCAAGAGAAGGGCCAGAAGUAUACAGAAUAGUGUCGUCUGCGUAGAGGUGGAUCAGAGACUCACCAGCAGCAAGAGCGACAUCAUUGAUGUAUACAGAGAAGAGAGUCGGUCCAAGAAUUGAACCCUGUGGCACCCCCAUAGAGACUGCCAUAUAUUGUUAUACAACCCAGGUAUAAAUAUAUUGUUAUAUACAACUCAGGUAUAAAUAUAUUGUUAUAUACAAUUCAGGUAUAAAUAUAUUGUAAUAUACAACCCAGGUAUAAAUAUAUUGUAAUAUACAAUUCAGGUAUAAAUAUAUUGUAAUAUACAACUCAGGUAUAAAUAUAUUGUAAUAUACAACCCAGGUAUAAAUAUAUUGUUAUACAACCCAGGUAUAAAUAUAUUGUUAUACAACCCAGGUAUAAAUAUAUUGUUAUAUACAACUCAGGUAUAAAUAUAUUGUUAUAUACAAUUCAGGUAUAAAUAUAUUGUAAUAUACAACUCAGGUAUAAAUAUAUUGUAAUAUACAACUCAGGUAUAAAUAUAUUGUUAUAUACAACUCAGGUAUAAAUAUAUUGUUAUACAACCCAGGUAUAAAUAUAUUGUAAUAUACAACUCAGGUAUAAAUAUAUUGUAAUAUACAACCCAGCUGUAAACAUAUUGUAAUAUACAACCCAGGUAUAAUUAUAUUAUUAUAUACAACUCAGGUAUAAAUAUAUUUUUAUAUACAAAUCUACAAAUCAUGUAUAAAUAUAUUGUAAUAUACAACACAGCUAUAAAUAUAUUGUUAUAUACAACUCAGGUAUAAAUAUAUUUUUAUAUACAAAUCUACAACCCAGGUAUAAAUAUAUUGUUAUAUACAACCCAGGUAUAAACAUAUUGUUUUUUAACUCAGGUAUAAAUAUAUUGUUAUAUACAACCCAGGUAUAAACAUAUUGUUUUAUAACUCAGGUAUAAAUAUAUUGUUAUAUACAACCCAGGUAUUUCAGCAGUGCAUUGUACAGUAUAAUUCUGAAUGGAAGCACUUCCAGUGACUCUCCACGUUGUCCUGUUGAAGCACACUGGCUGAUGGAGAAUGAUGAGGUGAUACAGUCUUCAGCAGUUAUGAAACUAUGUAGGUAAGCUAAGCACUACUCCAUUUUGGUUCAGCAGUUAUGAAACUAUAUAGGUAAGCUAAGCACUACUCCAUUUUGGUUCAGCAGUUAUGAAACUAUAUAGGUAAGCUAAGCACUACUCCAUUUUGGUUCAGCAGUUAUGAAACUAUAUAGGUAAGCUAAGCACUACUCCAUUUUGGUUCAGUAGUUAUCCGUUUUGAGCCGUUUGAUUAAGUGAUAGACAAAUGUAUUGUUAACAAAUGACAAGAAAAUCCUAUCAAAAGUAAAGUGAAUAUUGCAUUUUGAAAGGCAGAUACUUGAAUAUGUGUGCAAAUUGAAAGAGUGAUUUGGUGCAGUGAACAAGUGACUUUGUGAAUUUGUUUGUGGUACUCAGUCAAUUGAAAAUGUGCUUAGAAUUUUGACCACGUGACAUUUUGAUUAUCUGUUUGGAGUCUUGUACUUAGAGUUGUGAAAAUGUACCACAUACUUGUGAAAAUUGCACCAAAGUGAAAAAAAUUAAGACUGUAAAUUGUAUUUUCAAAUGUUUUAUGACUUUUAAUGGAAUAAUUGUUAUGAAUACUGAAACAUUACAAAAUGUAAUGCUACAUCUCGUGUGUGUGUUAAUAAAGUUGCGACAUUUGAAGCA
Molecule: messenger RNA, 8913 nt
Organism: Salvelinus fontinalis (brook trout)
Lineage: Eukaryota; Metazoa; Chordata; Actinopteri; Salmoniformes; Salmonidae
Product: Fc receptor-like protein 5
Exons: 9
Coding region: 182-1945 (587 amino acids)
Source: RefSeq, a predicted model, not a curated record